Messenger RNA from Populus nigra (black poplar), 726 nucleotides. RefSeq names its product probable F-box protein At5g04010. Gene Ontology annotation, molecular function: protein binding. Bases 1 to 726 code for a protein of 241 amino acids. Gene Ontology annotation, biological process: gibberellic acid mediated signaling pathway; SCF-dependent proteasomal ubiquitin-dependent protein catabolic process. Gene Ontology annotation, cellular component: SCF ubiquitin ligase complex. The record is from RefSeq and is a predicted model, not a curated record. The transcript is spliced from 2 exons. NCBI's taxonomy places the organism in Eukaryota, Viridiplantae, Streptophyta, Magnoliopsida, Malpighiales, Salicaceae.
AUGGAUCAUGUUUCUGUCAAAAGACUCAAACUCUUCAAGAAUAAACUAGUAUCCUAUUCGCCAUCGCCAUCGCCAUCUUGGGAGCUUCUUUUUCUGGUGGCUCAGUAUCUAGACCCUAAAUCCCUUGCUACUGCUUCUUGUGUGUCCAAAUCAUGGCUGGAGUCAUUCUCCUCUGAGGAUAUUUGGCGGCCGAUAUGCUCUGCUCACUACCCUUCUGUCUACAACCUCAAACACGUAGACCCAGCUGUCUCUUGCCACCGCCUUUACGGUAUUGCCUCCACGGCAGCCUCCAAGCUCCAGCUUCAAAGGCCAAUAAAACCCCACCUGCCCCUAAAUGACCUCCUCUUCGUCAUCAAUGCAAGGACCGGAGAGUCUUCCACUUUAUUCACCCUAUCGAAACCAUGCGAUGAACUCCAGGUAGAUCCUAAUGGGAUAUUCAAUGGAAAGGCCAGCCUUGUUCCGGAGGCAGAAGACUUGUUUUCCAAGGAGCUUCCAUUGCCGGGGUGUUGCUCAAACAUGGUCACCGCAAGCAGCCUUGUUGCUGAGUUAAAGUUGGGAUUUUGCAGUGAGAAUUGUACUGAUGAGGAGGAGGGUAUAGAGGAUGACGGCAAGUUCAAGAGAGGAAAGUUGAGUUUGGCCAUCAUGAAUACAAAACAUUGGAGGUACCUAAGCAUGGAUGAUGCUCUGAGACAUUUGCAGCACUUUUUGCUGCCUUGCGAUGCCUAA